UGGAGCAGGGCAGCAGGCACCUUGAGGUCUUAGGCUUCCAAGCGACAGCAUGAACCAUACAGCUACAGGAUAAUCUACGGUUGCCCUUGCCCACACCUCUUCUCUACAUUAUCGUAUCUUUGUCUGUCUGUCUGUCCAUGGUUUGCAAAGACACAAGAUGACGGCCGAAGUCGUGUUUGCAAGAGGACACGCCAUUCCUGCAUUAACUCCAUGGCAAUCUUCUUCAACGAAGAGAAAGUCAAAACCUACUCAGUUUUUACAUUUCACCGUUCGGGCUUGUCAUUCCAUUGAUGACAAGAACAGGGUCUAUAAGCAACUGGGUCUAUUUUCAUUGAAAAAGAAGAUUGAAGAUAUCAUUCUCCGAGCUGAGAUGUUGGCACCAACUGCCCUCGAACUUGAAGAAGCAAGGAGAAUCAAGCAAGAACAAAUGAUACGUGAUUAUAAUCUAUGGGAUGACCCUGUUAAAUCCAAUGAAAUUCUUGUCAAGUUGGCUGAUAGUGCCAAAAUGGUUGAUGCUCUCAAAGAUUUAAAGUAUAAGGCUGAAGAAGCAAAGCUGAUCACACAGUUGGCUGAGAUAGAUGCUGUCAAUUACAGCCUCUUUGAGCAAGCAUAUGAUGCAUCUUUAGUUGUUAGUGAUUUGUUAGAUAAAUAUGAGGUAUCGAAGCUCCUUAGGGGGCCAUAUGACAUGGAGGGUGCAUGUGUCAUCAUCAAAGCUGGAUCAGGAGGCAACAAAUCUGAGGUGUGGGCUGAACAACUUCUUAGCAUGUAUAUCAAGUGGGCCGAAAAGCAAGGUUAUAGGGGUAGACUUGUCGAGAAGAACCUUUCUGCAGAUGGUGGUAUCAAGUCAGCAACUAUUGAGUUCGAAUUUGAGUAUGCUUAUGGUUAUCUUUCGGGAGAGAGAGGUGUCCAUUUCAUGAUAAGAAGUUCUCAAAAGGGAUCUGUUCGCCGUGAGGUUAGCUCAGUAGGUGUGGAUGUCGUUCCUGUUUUCCUCGGAUCAACUCCUGACCUCCAAAUCAGUGAUGAGGAUUUGAUUCUUUCAGCCCCUCUGUUGCUUGGAGAAAAUAAGAGCCUGACUGCAUAUACAGUUUGCGUUCAGCAUAUCCCUACUGGCAUAACUGUCCAAUCUUCAGGUGAGAGGAGCUACUUUGCCAAUCAAAUCAAAGCGCUCAACCGAUUGAAGGCCAAACUUCUUGUCAUAGCAAAUGAGCAAGGAGUCUCCACUGUUAGUAGCAUCAAGGCGGAUGCCUUUGUGGAUGUGUGGGAAAAGGAGACUCGGAGGUACAUGUUUCACCCCAGCAAGCUAGUGCAAGAUAUAAAAACCGGCCUUGAGUUGGCUGACCUAAAUUCUGUUCUGGAUGGAAAUAUUGAACCUCUUAUUGGAGCUCAUAUCAACAUUAGACAGCCAAAUUGUACAAUCUAAAUUCACAUUGUGUACUUGUACUCCUACAACUGAAACAUUUUAUUGCAUGCAUAUGAUUUGAAAAUAUAAACCUGAUGUACAAUUUCAUCUAUCAGUUUUAUGAACACAUGCUUGAUCAAAGAACAGGCUGAAUAUAUAUAGCUUAUUGCAAUUUCUACUCCA
Messenger RNA from Theobroma cacao (cacao), 1582 nucleotides. It is a transcript of the gene PRFB3, whose product is annotated as peptide chain release factor. Gene Ontology annotation, biological process: translational termination. Gene Ontology annotation, molecular function: translation release factor activity. Lineage: Eukaryota; Viridiplantae; Streptophyta; Magnoliopsida; Malvales; Malvaceae. The record is from RefSeq and is a predicted model, not a curated record.